CGGAUCGGAUCUCUCGUUCGAGAGAGAAGGAGAUUUUUCUGUAUAAAAACCGAACCGUACGCUCCGGUAAGGCAUCAUAAUUAAUUCAAUCGUUCCAAGCGAACCACACCGAAACAACAGCCCUCACCAACCCAAAACCAACCAAAAACCAAUCAUGAAGUGCAUGGUAGCUGCAGUCAUCUUGGCCCUGGCCGUUGUUUCGGAAGCUGGACUUCUGCCGUACGGUGGUUGGCCAUAUGGCCAUCUGGGAGCCCCGACCGUGAUCCAGUCGAACGUGCUGGCCCAUCCGUACGGUGCGAUCUCGCACUCGGCCAUCCACGCCGCUCUGCCAGCGUACGCACCGCACGCCGCUCUGUGGGCUGCUCCCCAUCAUGCUGCCAUCCUUGCUGCACCGCAUCAUGGGCCGGCCGCUUCGGUCGCUCACCAUGCCGGUGUGGUGCCGGGAGCCACCUCCGUCACUGCUACCCGAGGUGCGGUGCAUGUCGCGCCCCUUCCAGGACAUGCCGUCUCCCAGCAGCAGCUCAACCUGGCGCCGGCUCCAGGAACCAUCUAAACGGAGGAUCGCCAUCUCCAAGUCAACCACCCCAAACGCCGCGGAACGUCUCGUCUGUCUUUCUUGUCUUGGUUCGUCCUAUCGUCCUAUCAGUCGAAAUUGUGCUAUCCCCAAACCACCGACCGCGAUUCGAUUGCAGGCCCCUUUUGCGGGGUGUCAGCCGAUUCGGGAGCGGGCGAGUCAUCACGGAAUUUCCAAAUAAACAAAACGCAAAAAUCAUUUCACAUUUUCUCAUAAA
Anopheles aquasalis is the source of this 791-nucleotide messenger RNA. RefSeq names its product adult cuticle protein 1-like. Lineage: Eukaryota; Metazoa; Arthropoda; Insecta; Diptera; Culicidae. The record is from RefSeq and is a predicted model, not a curated record.